Messenger RNA from Durusdinium trenchii, 490 nucleotides. The record is from the annotation of a GenBank genome assembly. Lineage: Eukaryota; Dinophyceae; Suessiales; Symbiodiniaceae.
GAUCAGGGACAUGGCCAAGAACGGGCCGAAUCCAACCCUCCAGAAGAUGCUGGAGAUCAUCCAGGAACAGGCUGCAUCAACUCCAGGUUUGGAACACUUUGCUGCCGUGAUUGCAAAGGUGUUGGGUGGUGAGAUUGACCAGAGGCGCUUGGGCAAAGCCUUGCCCAACAUGAUGAAGGCUUUACAAAAGCUUGAAGUAGAGGUGCAAUCGCGCUUUUGUGAAGGUGUCGCCCACCCUUUGCUGCCUCACGUGAAGGAGCUCAGCAAGUUGUCCAUCGCCUGCCACGAGGGCGGGAAGCGCAAGGGCGAGAGCGGCGAGAGCGAGGGCAAGUCUGCAAAGAGAAGCAAAUUGGAAGAUGGGGCCAACCAUCAGCCCUUCAGCGAAGGUGGUGGACUGCGGAAAUUCCUUCUCGGUUUGCAUUCCUUGCCCGGUCCCAGCUUUAAUAUGACACGUUGAACUGUUUGGGCAGGAAUCAGGAUCGGUGACAGC